Molecule: messenger RNA, 2905 nt
Organism: Eriocheir sinensis (Chinese mitten crab)
Lineage: Eukaryota; Metazoa; Arthropoda; Malacostraca; Decapoda; Varunidae
Gene: mms4
Product: crossover junction endonuclease EME1-like
Exons: 10
Coding region: 582-2438 (618 amino acids)
Biological process (GO): resolution of meiotic recombination intermediates; double-strand break repair; mitotic intra-S DNA damage checkpoint signaling
Cellular component (GO): Holliday junction resolvase complex; nucleus
Molecular function (GO): DNA binding; nuclease activity
Source: RefSeq, a predicted model, not a curated record
UCCUCUCAAAAGUUAAAAGUGACAUUCACAACACAAUUCACCUUCCUUUUCAGGGGUAAGAAAAUGACACACUACUGCUGAAGAGAGAGGCAUCUGAGUGGCUCCUGCUGAAGAGAAAGGGGUCUGAGGGGCUCCUGCUGAAGAGAAAGGGGUCUGAGGGGCUCCUGCUGAAGAGAAAGGGGUCUGAGUGGCUCCUGCUGAAGAGAAAGGGGUCUGAGGGGCUCCUACUGAAGAGAAAGGGGUCUGAGUGGCUCCUACUGAAGAGAAAGGGGUCUGAGUGGCUCCUGCUGAAGAGAAAGGGGUCUGAGGGGCUCCUGCUGAAGAGAAAGGGGUCUGAGUGGCUCCUGCUGAAGAGAAAGGGGUCUGAGGGGCUCCUGCUGAAGAGAAAGGGGUCUGAGGGGCUCCUGCUGAAGAGAAAGGGGUCUGAGGGGCUCCUGCUGAAGAGAAAGGGGUCUGAGUGGCUCCUGCUGAAGAGAAAGGGGUCUGAGGGGCUCCUGCUGAAGAGAAAGGGGUCCGAGGGUCUUGCUAUUUCACCUCUCUGGUUCGUGUGUCGUGGCACCAACAGGCAGCCAGCAGUGAGCAUGGCCAGCAUUGUGCAUCAGCUGUCUUCUUCUGAUGAGGACUCUGAGGACAGCCUUCCUGACCUUGCCAGGGGUGUGGAAGCCUCAAGACCUCCAGAGGGGUUGGCAAAACGCAUGGAGGAACCCGAGGCUGUGGACUUGACCCUGAGCAGCCCCAUGAGAGACACUGCACCAGAGGAGGAUGACUGGGAUGAUUGCAUACUCGAGGACACUGGUAUGCUGGAAGACCCACAAGAAACAGAUGAGAGAGAGAACCAUAUCUUAGAGGCAACUGACAUACAUGAGGGAAUAGAGGAAGUGAAUGAUCUAGAGAACCAAAUAUUUGAUGCAACGGAUAUGGAUGAAGGCUUACGGGAGGCAGAGGGCAAUGAAAACUGUAUAUUAGAAGCAACGGAUAUGGAUGAGGGGAUACAAGAUGAUGCACAUGAUAUGGAGAACUGUAUAUUAGAUGCGACGGACAUGGACGAAGGCUUGCAGAAAGUGAACGAGAUGGUGGAAGGAGGAUAUGAAGAGGUGGACAUGGGUAUUGGCACACAGGAUAUGAUGGAGGCAGUGAGGGAGAGGCCCGAGGAAGGCUUCACCCCACCCAGGCACAAAGCGCCAAGACUCAGCACAGAGGAGCUGCAGGAUGAUGAGAUCUGCUUCCUGGAUGAGGUGCCCAGCUUCCAGGAGUCUCGUCCCGGGCAAACUAAGGCUACUGGAAGGGGCCCCAAGAAACCAGGGAAGGCAUCGACAAAGGAGGAGCGCGAGGCAGCUAAGCAGCAGCGGGAGGAGGAGAAGCGGCAGCGUGCAGCGGAGAAGGAGCAUCGCAUGGCCCUGAGACAGCAGCGUGCAACGGAGAAGGAGGCAGAGAAGGCGAGACGCACGGCAGAACGCAAUGCUCGGAAAGCCAUGAAGCCCGGGGAGUGUCUCAAGCUGCUGGUGGUGGAGCUGGACCGCAGGCUGGUGGAGGCCGGUGAGGGCGGGCGAGUGCUCAGCCAGCUGCAGGAGGCGGGUGUGGCCUGCCGCGUGGUGGAGAGCAGAGUGGCCGCUUCCAUCACCUUCUUCAGAGUUGACCCUCUUUCUGGCGAGGAGAGCCAGGCGGAGGAGGUGGUGGUGGUGGUGCAGGUGGAGAGCUUCGUGGCAGCAGUGCGGAGGCAGGUGUACGGUGGGGGGGACAAGGGGUCCCUGUGUCACCUCUGUGGCCAGUGGAAGGCGGCCCUGGGCACCCCCAACCUGGCCCUCGUGGUGUGUGGGCUGGACGACUACUUGAGGAAACAGAUGUUCGAGAAGCAGCGACAAAUCCGUUCCACCGUGCUGGGGGAGGAGCCCAGGCGGCGCGGCCCUUCCUCCGCCUCUUCCUCUAAGGUCAUCAACAGAGUGGACGUGGAGACAGCCCUGGUGGCGGCCCAGAUGGAGUGCCACGUCAACCAUCGCCUGCUGCCCGACGGAGGGAAGGUGGCACUCUACAUCCAGCAGGUGGCGAAGGCUGUGGCGGAGCUGCCCUAUAAACGCGAGAAGGGUGAUGCGCUGUUCUCCUGGUACGCAGAGGGCAGCAGCGUGAACAGCGUCAAGGUGGACCGGAGCGGUGUGGGGCUCUUCAAGCUCUGGCAACAACAGCUGAGGCAGUUCAAUCAUGUCGGGGUGGAGGUGGCCCAGGCAGUGACCAGCAAGUACCCCUCACCCAUGGCUCUUGUGCAGGCAUACCAUCGUUGUGGCAGCCAGCGUGAGGCAGAGCAGCUGCUUGCGGACCUACGUGUGCGGCGCAGCGUGGGGCCCCUCGUCUCGGAGCAGCGCGUGGGCAAGGAGUUCUCCAGGAAGCUGCACCUCUUCCUCACCUCCACCAACCCUGACCAACCCCUCGCAGCGAACUCUUGAUCCUGAUCACACCUGACCUCCUUUUGAAUCCGUGUUCUUAAACGUCUCAACACCUCAGGUCACCAGUUUGUAAAGUCUCUCGUAGAAGUUCUUGGGAUUUUCAUGGACAGUUUUGUGAGCCUAGUGAUAGUUUUACAUGGCUCCUGCACCUUGAAUGGGAAAAUCAUCCUUGAAAACUUGCUUAAUCUUUUCUGCGGCCUUGGAAAAUAGUUGUAAUGGGAGACCAAUACUUUUUGAAAAUAUGAACCUUAACACCUCCCUGACCAGCCCCUCGCAGCAAAGACCUAGCUGACCUGACCUCCCUCAACACAGCCCUGACCCAACCCCUUACAGCAAACACCUGACCCUGAGCUGACCUGACCUCCCUCAACACAGCCCUGACCCAACCCCUUACAGCAAACACCUGACCCUGAGCUGACCUGACUCAACCCCUUACAGCAAACACCUGACCCUGAGCUGACCUGACC